Eutrema salsugineum is the source of this 655-nucleotide messenger RNA. RefSeq lists its product as uncharacterized. The coding region runs from base 165 to 548 and encodes 127 amino acids. Lineage: Eukaryota; Viridiplantae; Streptophyta; Magnoliopsida; Brassicales; Brassicaceae. The transcript is spliced from 4 exons. The record is from RefSeq and is a predicted model, not a curated record.
GUUUGUUUUGGUUCUUAGAACUUGUGCGGCGGCUAGGAGACCUAGGUGUAUAAUCACGAGCUUCUCCGUCGUUACAGUGGAAAGAGAAAAGUAGCUUUGACGGAGGCUCAAGUUUCUUUUAUUGAACGGGAAGUUUGGUGGUGGUGGUACCACUUAGAGUUGCAAUGACAACAGAAAUGGCAAAGAAGAAGUUAACUCCACAAAUUCUUAAGACAGAUACGGCACUAAAACUUGCUGAGAAGUGGGUUGCCAAUAUGACGAGGCCUGCAGAGGAUGAUCCUAUUGAGCCUGAACAACAAGUUCGACCACACAGGCUUGGACUUGGUGCUAAAGUGUCAAAGCAAAUGAAGCGUAGACCCUCAGACGAUCCUCUUGAUCAAAAGCUACAAGCCAAGUUUGAUGCAGGGAGAAGAAAGCACGCAAGAUCUCUAGCAGAAUCCGCUGGUUCUAGUCAGAACGCCGGUGAUGACAGUGAGGAUGAUGACGAAUCAGAAAGCAAAAGCCAAGCAUUCGGAAAGAAAAGAAAAAACACAAGUACACCUCGUUAAUAUUUUGUAUGUAAGUUUAUAGUUGAAAUUGUGGGAUUGUAUUGGGUAUUUUUGUUUGUGAAGAGCUAAAACCAUACAAUUUUAUUUCUACAACAUGAUUCUUAGAA